AUGGCCGACUACGAGCAAUCCACGCUCAAACACAAUGAGCACCUCCUCUUGGACCAACCUCUUCUACGCCUCCCGCACGAACUUCUCCGCAAGAACUUUCGAUCUGCUCAUUUCACAAUCGAAAAGGACACAUCCACGCUCAAGACCCUGCUCAAGGACUCUGCGACGGCUGCCGUGUCAGGCCGAGCCUCACAGCAGGAUGUCCUCCGCAACAUUGACACCAUGAUCACCCGAAUGCGAGGAGUCAAGCGGAAGCUCACCACGUACGCAGACGAAGAGGCACGAAUUCACCACCAAACCGCCGCUCGCAUCACACACCUCGACGAACUAUACUCCAUACGUAGCGUAGACGACGUCAAGUACGAGGCAUGGAGUCGACGACGGCUGGACCGCCUACUAGCAGAUUACCUCCUAAGACAUGGCUUCAACCAGAGCGCGAGCGAGCUAGCUGAGGAAAAGGACAUGCAAGACCUAGUCGAUGUCGACACCUUUGUGAACAUGAGUCGAAUUCGAGAGGCGCUCCUAGGUGGAAGCGUCACGGAAGCACUAGCCUGGUGUACCGACAACAAGAAGGAGCUGCGAAAGAUGGAGAGCAAACUAGAAUUCAUGCUGCGGCUUCAGCAAUAUGUCGAACUGAUCCGCACGCAAUCCGAACCCAAGCUCGUCGAAGCCAUCACCCACGCCAAAAAAUACCUGAUUCCCUACUGGAAGACGUAUCCCAAGGAGGUCUCCCAGGCAUGCGGCCUCCUCGCCUUCCCCCCGGGCGGCCACUCAUCAUCCGCCUACUCCAACUUCUAUAAACCUUCACGCUGGUCCGAGCUAGCAGACCUCUUCACCAAGGCACACAACAACCUCCUCGCACUGCCGUCUGUUCCCCUCCUCCACGUCGCUCUCUCGUCAGGUCUGUCUGCCCUGAAAACUCCCGCAUGUCACUCAUCGGCCUCGCACCAGGGAGAAGGCACCUCAACUCUCGGGCACGGCGUGUGCCCCAUUUGCUCAACGGAGCUUAACGAGCUAGCUAGAAAUGUACCAUAUGCGCAUCAUACCAAGAGCCACGUGGAGCACGAUUUGAUGCUCUUGCCAAACGGAAGGGUGUACGGAUCACAGAGGUUGCAGGAUCAGGCGAAGAAAGCGGGGUUACCGCCCACAUUGGUGAAGGAUAUCCAGACUGGAGAGGUGUUUGCUGCUGAAGGGUUGAAGAAGGUGUACAUUACGUAG
This is a messenger RNA of Metarhizium brunneum ARSEF 3297, 1218 nucleotides long. It is a transcript of the gene FYV10, whose product is annotated as Protein FYV10. Gene Ontology annotation, biological process: proteasome-mediated ubiquitin-dependent protein catabolic process. The record is from RefSeq and is a predicted model, not a curated record. Gene Ontology annotation, cellular component: GID complex; nucleus; cytoplasm. Gene Ontology annotation, molecular function: protein binding; ubiquitin protein ligase activity. Lineage: Eukaryota; Fungi; Ascomycota; Sordariomycetes; Hypocreales; Clavicipitaceae.